Anoplopoma fimbria (sablefish) is the source of this 1922-nucleotide messenger RNA. RefSeq names its product GTP-binding protein Rhes-like. NCBI's taxonomy places the organism in Eukaryota, Metazoa, Chordata, Actinopteri, Perciformes, Anoplopomatidae. Gene Ontology annotation, molecular function: GTP binding; GTPase activity. The coding region runs from base 722 to 1348 and encodes 208 amino acids. The record is from RefSeq and is a predicted model, not a curated record. The transcript has a single exon.
UAUAAGAAUUCAUGACACAUAUUGUAGCUUAACAAAAGGUAUGUUUAUCUUUAUGAUGAUCCUGUCUCAUAAAGAGGAACCACAGAAUUGAUUCAACCACUGGAGAAGGAGGGAUUUGACUCUGUUAGUAGUGGACUCUUUGCAGCAAGACAAUCUGAACAGAACCAGUAUUCUAAAAAGCAUGUCUUUUUUGUUCCUCAUGCUUUCCACGCUCUGCUUGCCGUUUAUAUGUCCCCUCCUUUCUUCUUCUGAAUUGGCCGCGUACACUGAUUUACAUACUCUUUCCUCAUUGGUUGCCUGGAUGAUACACUUCAACAGGCUGCCCUCUGCUGAUUGGUUGCAUCUGCAGGAGGGCAUGGACCUCUCUCACCAAAACAGGCAUAAAAAGAAGCUGUGGGAAUCAGACGCACAAGAGCAUCCGAUAAGCAACUUUUAAGAGCUUUGACAGAGAGCCACUGCCAGAUUUUUAAAAAGCGGGAAGGUGGAAAAGAAAAGCAAGAAGAGCAGCUCAAGAAAAAGACUCACAUGAAACUGAUGUAAGGGAGAUUUUCAAGGACAACUAUUUAGAAAGGUAGAAGUCAGUGACAGGUGUUGACAUUUGCAGUGUCAGUUUUACAGAAGCUUUUGUAAGCACUGAGAAAGGGAGUCAACUGAGACUGGUUUUGGGACAUUUUCAUUUAUCAAAUAUUUUCAAAUAUCCCUUCAACAAAAAAAAAGCAGCAUGUCUCUGGAGGUGAAGGAGAAGACCCAGGUGCGAAUAGUCUUUCUGGGGGCAGCAGGAGUGGGCAAGACAGCCCUGAUCCAACGCUUCCUCCAAGACACGUUUGAGCCCAAACACAGGCGCACAGUGGAGGAGAUGCACAGCAAGGAGUAUGACAUCGGUGGGGUCAAGAUCACAGUAGAGAUCCUGGACACCAGUGGCAGCUACUCCUUCCCGGCCAUGCGCAAGCUCUCCAUCCAAAACAGCGACGCCUUCGCACUGGUGUACGCCCUGGAUGACCCCGAGUCACUGGAGGCUGUCAAGAGCCUCCGAGAUGAGAUCCUGGAGAUCAAGGAGGACAAGUACACGCCGAUCGUGGUGGUGGGGAACAAGUCAGACAAGGAGCAGGAGCGUCAGGUGUCCAACAAGGACGUGCUGUCAACCGUGGAGCUGGAUUGGAACAACAGUUACCUGGAGGCGUCGGCGAAGGAGAACACCAACGUGGUGGAGGUGUUCAAGGAGCUCCUGCAGCAGACAAACCUUCCCAGCCGUCUCAGCCCCGCGCUGCGUAGACGCAGGGAGACCUUUCCAAAAGACACAAACUUUCGUCCGCCCAUGAACAAGACCAACAGCUGUAUUCUGUCCUAAAGGUAGAGAGGGGGAGGAGAAGUGUUGUUUUUGUUUCACAAAGGGGACAUGAGACGAGAGCCCUCGGAGAAUAAGAUUAAAGAGAAAAGCCUGGACCUAAGUCAGAGGGGGCGUUAAGUGGCUGAGAUAAGUGAUUCUGGACCAGCAGAGGACACUUCAGGGUUCACAAACUGAGAGGGUCAGAAACCGAGGAGGUGAAUGGUAUUGAGACUUGACCUGAACAGACUGAUGCUGCGUUAAUCACUCAGUCGCUCACUCGAUGUAAUGUUGUUGCUGCUUAUUUGGUGACAUGACACAUAUGGUGUUUAGAUCAAUGUAUACCGUUUGGAUUUUAUAUCAAACUGUUCGAUUUUUUUGGGACUGUUGCCAACAGAUUGUUUACUGAGGGGGAAGGGUGGAAACAUGUUGUGGUACGUGCAGAAGUUGUACGUCUCACUUAAAUUGUUAUAAUUUAAUAAUUCAGUGUAUGUAGCACAUCAUGAUGUUUACAGUUUUUGUAUUGAAUUCCAGUUUGCCAUUGAGCAUUAAAUUACUUGUUUAAAAAAAAAAAAAGGUGGUGAAAUGCAAAUGUGAA